AUUUCUCAUUAACGGUGAACUCAAAUUGACAGCUGGUCAAUUCAGAUAAACAUCGAGCAUCCCUUGAUUGUUUGUGACUGUACAUGUAGUAUUAAAUUGAAUGAUAUUCAGACUUACACGAAACUACAAAUUCAAUCAGCAUGGAUGGUUAUAUUCCCUACUGUGCUUUCGUAGUAUUAUAUAUUUUUAUGAAUGCUGAAGCCAAACUGUUCACACCAAGUCAAAGGAGUCCUCGAAUAGAAUUUAUUGACAACAAAGGAAUUUAUACUGAAGCCAGUUACUAUGCUUUAACGUUAAAUCUUACAAGCGACGAACAUGCUUCACCCUUAAGCUACAGUAGUCUACGUCCAGGGCAAGCGACAUCAACUCAUAGUUGUGACAACGUCAGAAGGGUUCCAGAUUCUCUCAGAAGAGCUUCCAACAUACAACCAAACGGACUUUCAAAUUUUUAUCAGAAGUACACUGAAGCAUACGGGAUUCCAAUUUUAGCAUCAAGAAAUGUUCCUGAUGACGCAUUGAAACGUGCUUGUUAUAUAACCAGAUUUGUGUUUGCUGAUAACUAUGCUGUGCGUAAUUCCUUUUACAAAAGAUCAGGGAGGACUGCAGUCAUAGGACAACGUGAAGGAACGACUAACAUCCCUGAGCACAGUUUUCUUCCUGCAUGGUGGAAUCAACGAGCACGUGGAUUAGGAGCUACAGACUAUGCACCAGUUUCCACUGGGGGAGAGGAGAACUUAUUGUGCUAUCAAAAUGAUCGAUACCGGAGUGAAGAUAUAUAUCUUCACGAAUUUUCGCAUGGUGUCCACAAUUUAGGUGCAAAGUAUGCAAUUAGUGGAUGGAAUCAAAGACUAAUAAGUCAAUAUGCAAACGCUAAACGCAGAGGUCUUUGGGCUAGAACUUAUUCCAUGAGUACAGUGGAGGAAUAUUUUGCAGAGGGUGUUCAGAGUUUCUUCAAUGUGAACGACUAUAGCAAUCCACCGAAUGGUAUCCAUGGAACUAUUGACACAAGAGAUAAACUAAGAACAUAUGAUCCUGUCUUGUAUGGUCUCAUAGUGGAAGUGUUUCCAUGCAAAAAUACAUAUUUGAAGAGAUGUGGCUCAAGUAGAGCUUCUGAAGCGGCCCAGAAAUUCAAAAUAAACUGUGACAGUAACGGUGGCGGAACAGUGACUGGAGGCGGUAAUGGUAAUGGUGGGGGUACAGGCACCGGAGGAGGGAACGGAAAUGGUGGUGGGACCGGUGGCGGGAACGGCAAUGGUGGUGGCACAGGAGAUUGUUCAGAUAGCAAUCCGAGUUGUCAGAGUUGGGCUGCAAGGAAUGAAUGUUCCAGGAACCCUGAGUAUAUGCUGGUGAACUGCAAGAAAAGUUGUAAUAAAUGUAGCGGAACGGGGGGAUCUCUCUGCGAGGAUAACAACAGAAAUUGCCGGAGCUGGGCAUCCAUGGGUGAAUGCAGUAAUAAUCCUGGAUACAUGCUUCAAAACUGCAAGAAAAGUUGCAACUCCUGUUAGGCUUUCUAAACACAAUAUAAUAUCUUAAUAAUGCUUUCAAAAUAAAACCUCUAGCU
This is a messenger RNA of Mytilus trossulus (common blue mussel), 1561 nucleotides long. RefSeq lists its product as uncharacterized. Gene Ontology annotation, molecular function: metallopeptidase activity. Lineage: Eukaryota; Metazoa; Mollusca; Bivalvia; Mytilida; Mytilidae. The record is from RefSeq and is a predicted model, not a curated record. Bases 141 to 1505 code for a protein of 454 amino acids. The transcript is spliced from 9 exons.